AUGUCCACCUUUGAUUUUAUUGUCGUUGGGAGUGGCCCGUCCGGCUGCGUCCUCGCCGCCGACCUCGCUAAUUCGACCUCCAAGCCCCGCAUCCUCCUCCUCGAAGCAGGUGAUAACAGGGAAGAUCGCAACUUUCGCAUUGACGGUCAGCGAUGGCUCACUUUCCAUGACCAGUCAAUGAACUGGGGAUUCAAGACGAUUCCGCAGGCGGACUGCAACAACCGUGAGAUCGACUACAGUCGCGGUCGGUGCAUGGGCGGCUCGAGCUCCAUCAAUUUCGGCGUGUACAGCGUCGGUGCGCGCGACGAUUACCAAGAGUGGGCGAGAAUUGUUGGCGAUGAGACUUUUGCGUGGGCAAGUGUUCAGCAAAAGUACAAGGAUCUGGAGACGUUCCAUGCGGAGAUUCCAGAGGGCGUAGAUAGAAAGUAUGUGGAUCCGAAGAUGGAGAACCAUGGAAGUGAGGGCCCAUUGCAUGUGGGCUUUGCGCGGGAGUGGGAGCGGGAUUUGACAGACCUCUUGAGUGUUUUCGAGCAGGCUGGGUUCCCGUUGAACCCAGAUCAUAAUUCAGGAAAUCCGAUUGGUAUGUCGGUGCUGAUUAACUCGGCGCACAAGGGAUGGCGCUCGACAGCAGGAGAUCUGGUCAAAGAGAAACUCGAUAAUUUGACUAUCAUUACUGGGGCCCCUGUACAGCGUGUCCUGCUGGAGGGGAAAAAGGCUGUGGGUGUUGAGUCAAACGGGAACAAAUACUACGCCUCAAAGGAAGUCCUUCUAUCCGCCGGCUCGCUAAACGACCCCCGAAUCCUGAUGCACUCAGGCAUAGGCCCCGCUGCCCAACUCCAGAAAUAUGGAAUCCCUGUCGUCCACGAUGCACCUGCCAUCGGCCAGGGUCUUCGUGAUCAUUGCUUCGUGCCGAUGGUGAACACUCGCACAGCAACCAGCACGGACAGAAAUGCCUUUUAUGGCGACAAAGCCGCCAUGGAGGCUGCGCAAAAGCAAUGGGAUGAAGACGGGACAGGCCCUUGGGCGAAGUUUGCUUGCGAGUUGGGCAUCGGCUGGUUCAAGCUGACCGAGCAGCUUGUUUCCACGCCAGAAUUCAAGUCACUUCCUGCAGAUGAACAGAAGUAUCUUCUUCAAGAAACCGUGCCACACUACGAGAUCCUCACCCAUUUCCCCGCUCACUGGGUCAUCCCGGAUUUCCCAAACAAGGCGUUGAACUACUCCUGUCUUCUCGUCUUCUUAUACAACGCGCAGACUCGUGGAGAAGUCACACUGCAAUCUUCAGACCCUGACUUUCCGCUCUCCUUCAACCCCAAGUUCCUGGCUCACCCGUUCGACCGUCGACUGGCGAUCGAGGCCUUGCGCGACUCCUUCCGCGUCGCAAAGCACGAAUCCUACACCAAAGAUAACGUGGCGGAGUUGGCAAUGCCUAAAGGAGAGUCAGAUGAGGACCUUCUAGAAUAUUGGCGGCAGAAUAUCACGUCAAGUUGGCACAUGACGGGAACUGUGAAGAUGGGCACAAAGAACGAUGCAGACGCAGUCGUGGAUCCGGAUUUCAGGGUGCUAGGUAUUGAGAAUCUACGCGUGGCAGAUAUGUCGGUUGUGCCGGUGUUAGUGAAUGCGCAUGUUCAGGCCGCUGCGUAUGUCACUGGCGCAAUCUGUGCGGAUAAGUUAGUGAGGGAGUAUAGCCUUUAG
This is a messenger RNA of Penicillium digitatum Pd1, 1692 nucleotides long. RefSeq names its product GMC family oxidoreductase. NCBI's taxonomy places the organism in Eukaryota, Fungi, Ascomycota, Eurotiomycetes, Eurotiales, Aspergillaceae. Gene Ontology annotation, molecular function: flavin adenine dinucleotide binding; oxidoreductase activity, acting on CH-OH group of donors. The record is from RefSeq and is a predicted model, not a curated record.